Molecule: messenger RNA, 465 nt
Organism: Letharia columbiana
Lineage: Eukaryota; Fungi; Ascomycota; Lecanoromycetes; Lecanorales; Parmeliaceae
Exons: 1
Coding region: 1-465 (154 amino acids)
Source: RefSeq, a predicted model, not a curated record
AUGUGGCACAUCGGAGAAUUAUCAGACGGUGUCAUCACGGUAGGGAUGCGCUUGACGCGUAUAUACAAAGAAGAGACCGACUUCAAGCUGACGCGGGAGCCCCAUGAGUAUAUCAUGGCUCCUUAUGCUAAUAUUCAUGCUCAUGGAAACUCGAAGCCCGCCCGUACGCAAGGCAGAAGUCUACAUCGGUACCAAACCAGUGAGACAUCUGUCGAGACGAAACCGAGUCCAGAAUCAGCAACCGGAGACGGACUCUUCCCCUGCAAAAUCACAACAAGCAAUCUACUCAACCCCAGGCCCCCCCAGCGUAAGCUCCGCUGCCCUGGAGUCAAGUGUGCUUCAAAAGCGAUAAGCGUCCAUCAUGUGCGCAUAAACAAGCGCAGAGGUCGAUGGCGUUGCUUGGUCGUGAGGGACUUGGAGAGAGGGGACAGGUUUGCGAAGUUUUGCGGGAGGGGUUCUGCAUGA